Molecule: messenger RNA, 441 nt
Organism: Echinostoma caproni
Lineage: Eukaryota; Metazoa; Platyhelminthes; Trematoda; Plagiorchiida; Echinostomatidae
Source: the annotation of a GenBank genome assembly
AUGCUGAUCAUUUGUAGUAGUACAAAGGAGAUUUUGAUUUGGGCCUUGAGUCACGAGACUAUUUUUGGCCUAGUCUGGUGCUUAAACACCUGUUCUUAUGGUGUACCUGAUUGGACAUUGAUAGAAGUGCUGGUUCGGGACUAUGGAAUCGUUUGCAUUAGCCGACCUCAGUCGAACCCGGCCAAGAUCGUGUUCGAAUCAGAAAUUCUGAGCAAAUACGAAUCCAAUAUUUUGCUGAUUACGGAUUGGUGCCAAAACGCACUGAGUGCAACCCUGGUUCGCCGUGCCCUAUCACUUGGUGAAACCGUUCGCUACCUUGUACCCGAUGGUGUGCUGGACAAAAUUUACGAUUUGGGUCUGUAUAACGCAAAACGACCCCCUCGUUAUUCCGUUCACCGAAGUCAAAUAGCCGGCGAAUCACAGUUCGACGAGCAACAGUGA